Postia placenta MAD-698-R-SB12 is the source of this 588-nucleotide messenger RNA. RefSeq lists its product as hypothetical. The annotation marks the transcript as partial. The record is from RefSeq and is a predicted model, not a curated record. NCBI's taxonomy places the organism in Eukaryota, Fungi, Basidiomycota, Agaricomycetes, Polyporales, Adustoporiaceae. The transcript has a single exon.
GGGUCUUAGCGCCAGUGUGCCGCUGGUUUCUCUGGCCCCGCAGCACCCCAGAAAUGACCAACGACCUGGGCCGCACGGCGGAGCGGCGAGGGCGGCCACGUCGUUCCAUCAGUCCUGCCUCCUGGCUUCGUCUCUCCUCCCUAUGGCCGGUCCAUCCAUCUGUCCCUCACUUCCACCCUGGACCAGCCAUCGAUACCCCAGAACUUUCCAGCGGCCUGGAACAAAAUACGAGAAGAAGAGGCGAUGACGCCCUUCCAUCAGCCUUCCCGCUCGUGCAUUAUCUGCACGCCCAUCUGCCGGUGCGGUCUUGGAAAUCAGCGCAAGCUGGAUGCCCGUCCGUCCGUCUGUCCGCCGGUCGGCCAUGUUCCCGCACCCAAGCACUGGCCACCAGAAUUCCGAAGCUCUGGGUGCCAUGCGCGCGGUCGAUGGACGCUCCGACGCCCCAAGCACUACGCCCCACUCGGCUUCCGCCUGCCGCCAGUGCCCACGCGAUCAAUGGGUGCGUGCCCUCCCCGUGCAACGGGCAGCACGGCCACAAGGAGCCUCCCGGAACGACAGACUAGCCAGGGACGGCGGACGAGGGCGCGC